This is a messenger RNA of Symbiodinium sp. CCMP2592, 501 nucleotides long. The record is from the annotation of a GenBank genome assembly. NCBI's taxonomy places the organism in Eukaryota, Dinophyceae, Suessiales, Symbiodiniaceae.
AUGCUGAUGACCGGCCGUGGCCAAUGCCACGAUGGACCAGAUGACGAGCUGCUUGCCGCAAUCAAACGGCAGAUGGACAGCAUUCCGGAGCCGCCGGUGGACCUCACACAGAUCCCCAAGGACCUGCUGGCAUUCAGUGCAUUUCCGGACCUUCGCUGCUCUUACUGCCGUGCAGUGGCCUCCACCUUCACUAGAGCUUUGGAGGUGAAGACCAAAGCCUUGCCGCCAUCACGACAUGGCCUCAAAGAGGAGGAGUACAUCAAGGUGCUGGUGGAGGCGUGUGAGAAGCCUCUGCACCCAGGGGACCUGGAGUCGCCGCGCUUUGAGGCACGGCAGCUGAAGUGGCUUUGUGGGGACAUCUUGCAGACUCUGGGCGAAGAGGACGUUUGGGAACUCUUCCAGAAGCACGCAGAAGUUCCUGCGGCACACCUCUGCUCCAGGAAGCUUCGCCUCUGCCCGAAAGAGAGCCCUCGCAGACGCAAUGCCAUGGGCGACCUCUGA